Molecule: messenger RNA, 5898 nt
Organism: Mya arenaria
Lineage: Eukaryota; Metazoa; Mollusca; Bivalvia; Myida; Myidae
Product: fat-like cadherin-related tumor suppressor homolog
Exons: 41
Coding region: 37-5079 (1680 amino acids)
Biological process (GO): homophilic cell-cell adhesion
Cellular component (GO): plasma membrane
Molecular function (GO): calcium ion binding
Source: RefSeq, a predicted model, not a curated record
ACUGUAAACAUUUUGAAAAGACAGCAUUUUUCCAAAAUGGAAAGACUUGGUCGCUGUCACGUACUGAUUGUACUGCUUGUUAUUUUGAUUAUUGAGAUAGAUGAAAGUGAGGAAGUCUCCAUCGUUGUCGAAGAUAGGGAUGCAAUUACUGGCACUACCGCCACCGUGGAUGUUGACAAUCCAGCAGACUGUGAUAAGGUGUUCCUUAUUAUUGUGACAGGAUCAGGAUCGUUCAAUUAUGUGAUAAAUUCUGGCAAUACAGAUGGUGCCUUUACCACUGACACAGAUCCGGAUAGCGGUGAUGAGAAACUACAGUGUAACAUGGCAACUAUUACAACCAAUGCGAUAACGCCGUACAGCUUGUCAAUAACUAUCACUGAUACUGACGACGCAUCCACAGCCACCAAAACUGUUACCGUGACUGUUGAAAACCUCGUUAUACAAAGUGCAAAUUGUACCCAAGUUCCAAGUGUACUAAAUGGAAGCAUUGUGGGUGGAGAUCAAUCACCCUAUGUCGAGGGUCAGAAUGUGACGUACGAAUGCACUAGCGGUUACACUAUUACUGGUACAGCGACGAUAUCCUGUAAUGGCUCUGGGGUCUGGUCGGAGCCACCAUCCUGUCUCAAAGAUUGUGUCCAAGUUCCGAUUGUUCUAAAUGCGGAAAUUGCCGGCGGGAGUCAAUCAUCUUACGUCGAGGGUCAGAUUGUUACGUACAACUGCACUAACGGUUUCACCAUGACGGGAACACCGAAUAUAUCCUGUAAUGAAACUGGGGCCUGGACUGAGUCCCCAUCGUGUCAAAGAGAUAUAGGAUCGUCUUGUUCAUCUGAUACUGACUGUCAGAUCACUUUACACACACCACCCUAUGUUUGUGAUAACUCAAUGUGUAAAUUUGGAGCAGGAGGAAACAAUUGCACAGCUAUUGCAAACUCCUGCCUAGCAAAUGGUCAAUGUUCGUCAGAUGCUUGUGAAUGUGUUGACGGCUUUGACCCUGUUGAUAACAAAUGUUACGAGUUGAUAAUGUCAAACCCAAGAAACGGUAGCGUCAUAGAAAUCUGCGAGACAACAGAAAUAAAUGAAGUGUUUGCAAACCUGUCUGCUAUCUUCGCUCCAACAAGUACUGAAUUCGUGUACAGACUUAUUGACCCGACGAACAGCUUCACAAUAGCCGACGACACAAUAUCUGUUGCUUCGGAUUUAGACGUUGAUGGUGAAGCAUCCGUUACCUCCUACGUAAUUGUAAUCGAACUUUCGCAUCCAGUCAGUUCCCGAACAGUUUCUACUACAAUCACCAUAAGUGUGGAGGAUGAUAAUGAUAAUGCGCCUGAAUUUGGCAAUAGCAGCUACACAUUCGAUAUAAGUGAACAGUCUACAGAUUCCACAGUUGUUGGAACCUUAGCUGCUAACGACAAAGACAAGACUUCACCAAACAACCAGAUUGCAAACUACACUGUUUUUGGCACGAGCGACUUUGAAAUUACAUCGGAAGGAGGGUUGAGUGUUUCAUCUGGUGCAUCGUUGAAUUACACAACAACCCCGAGUUACUCAUUUCUUGUCAUGGCAACUGAUGGUGGAGAGGGAGAUAUGAAAAUGUCGACAAAUGUAUCCGUUAUUGUUAAUAUUAAACCAGAUAUAGGAUCCUUUUGUUCUUCUGAUCAAAAUUGUACAGGAAUUCUCUCUUUUGAUCCACCUUUUGUUUGUGACAACUCUGAGUGCAAAUUAGGUGUUGGAGGAAAGAAUUGCACAUCUAGAUCGGGCUCUUGCUUAACAAACGGGCAGUGUACUUCGGAUACUUGUGAAUGCGUUGAAGGCUUCAAUGCAGUGGAUUUGGAUAACAAAUGUUACGAGUUGGGUAUUCAAAGUCCAAGUGAUGGUGAUGUUGUAGAGAUAUGUGAAUCUGUCGGCCGUGGAGAAAUUAUUGCAAACCUUUCAGCAAGCCUCGGUCCGAUUAGCACGGGGUUCGUGUAUACCAUUAACACGACAAGCUUUCAAGUAACAGGUAACACAAUUACUAUCGCUACGGAUUUGGAUGUUGAUGUUGACUCGCCUGUGACAUCCUACGGAUUAUCUCUUGAAGUGUCCCAUCCAAACAGUUCCAGAAACGUAACCGUAACGCUAACUAUCACAGUAGGUGAUGAUAAUGAUAACGCACCUGUAUUCGGAAUGGACAGCUAUUCGUUUGAUAUCAGUGAAAAAACAACAGCUAACGCUAUACUUGGAAACCUGUCUGCCACAGACAUUGACUACUCAAGUCCAAACAACGUGGUGAACGCAUACAAAGUCAUUGGGGCGGCCGAAUUCGAAAUUACUGCGGAGGGUGUGCUGAGUGUCUCAUCCGGUACAACAUUUGAUUACACAACUACGCGGAAUUAUACGUUCGUUGUCAUGGCAACUGAUGGUGGAUUAGACAGUCAGGAAAUGUCAACAAAUGUGUCUGUCACUGUGAACAUAGAAACAGAGCCAGAGUUUCAAGCCCCUACUCAAGUAGAGAUUUUGGAGAAUAUUGAUUCCAGUAAAAGUGUUUAUAGAUUUACGGUCACGGACGAGGAUAAUAGUGGGGACCUGGCCUUUGCUCUUGUCACACAGGACCCUCGGUUUGUAGUUGAGGAUGGGGUUUUGAAAACUUCCACCAGCGUUAAUUCUUCUACGUUCGAUGUUGAUCCUGAAGGUGCACCAGAGAGCGUAGAACUAACAGUCAAUGUCACCGAUGGGAAAUAUUCCGAUGAUUUAGUUUUCACGUUGAAUAUAAAGGACGUGAACGACAACUCACCAAAGUUUAGUCAGACAACAUAUAAUACCACCGUCUAUGAAAAAGCUUCAACAGGUGAUUUUAUCCUCACAUUGAUUAUAAUGGACGACGACCGGUCGCAAGCUUUCAAUAACAUUGCCGCAUAUAUCCCAGGUGCAUUUAAUGUUCCGUUCGAAAUGCUGAACUUUGAUAUAGUCGUGAAGUCUGAAGAGAGUUUGAAUUACACCAGCACAAUCAACUACACGUUUGAAGUUGUUGCAACCGAUGGUAGUGGCACUGAUCGUAAUUCAGCAACGGCAACAGUUUUAGUGACAGUAGAAUCCGGUCCAAGACUCAGUGAACUUUACGUAGCUAAAACUGUUGAAAUCUAUGAAAACGCAACGGUUGGAACAACAGUGUUUGAAGUUCUAGCAAUUGACCCGGACAACCUUCCUAGCCCUCCAACCCUUAGUUACGCAGUGGUCGAACGUUCUUCGAAUGCAUUUACUCUUGAUGGAAACAAUUUGACAAUUGGCGAAACACUAGAUGCUGACACUAUGCAGUCGCAUACAGUAGUUUUUAGUGUAUCGGAUGGCAAAUACACAACACAAAGUUCUAAAUUGACGAUACAUAUUUUGGAUGUGAACGACAACUCUCCAGAGUUUUCAGAGGGUUCCUAUAGUAUGGAAAUUGAAGAGAAUCACGACAUUGGUACAGAGGUUUUAACUGUAACGGCCGAAGAUAAAGACGUCACAACGCAGUUUAAGACCGUGACUUAUACCAUUGCAGCGGGUGACGACCAAGGAGUGUUCGCUAUUGACGCCUCUACAGGGGAGAUUACCCUAAUGUUAGAGCCCUUGUUGCAAGCCUACACUUUGACUGUAUCAGCAACAGAUGGAGGACAGCCUCCAAACAGCGCAAAUGUAACGGCGAUGGUGACAGUUUCUGACGGUGAAGUAAAUGAGUGUGAUUCGAACCCAUGUGGCGACAAUGCACAGACCUGUCUCCCCCUUCUCAACAACUUCAGCUGUGUGUGCAAACGUGGAUGGAAUGGCGAGUUAUGUAAUACUAACAUUGACGACUGUGUUGGAAUAGUUUGUGGUAACGACGGUGACUGUGUGGACGGUAUUAACAGCUUCAAGUGUAACUGCUCUCAUGGAUGGGAAGGGGCAAACUGUACAAAUGCUUGCGGCGGAAACAUGUACGGCCGCAAUUGCGAGCAUACAUGUAAUUGUAACGCAUCCUAUCUGGCGGACCCGGUGGCCACUCAGACCUGCAAUAUUUCGACAGGUCACUGCCUCUGUGCUGCUACUUGGACGGGCAUGGACUGUAGUCUUGACGUUGACGAAUGUACUAUCUCCGCCUCAGUUUGUGACAGCACAAAAAAGGAAGUUUGCGAGAACAGCAUUGGAAGCUUUAACUGUGUUUGUGAACGAGGUUAUUCGCGCACAGUUGACACAGCCGUUUGUACGAAAGACACGACUCCUCCUCCCUUCACAACAAAUUCGAGCCAAUAUGUGGUGCCCGUUUCGGUUAAAAUCACUCCCAAUGCAAGUAAAGGGUGCACAGACGAUGAUCUAAAAGUUCCAUCGAAAUACAAAAUAGUGGAGUCAAAAGCUAAACAAAUGCUAUCCAAGAGCGCCCCAACAGGGAAGAAUUUUAUCAUCACGGACAUUAGGUGUGGUUCCUAUAUUAUCGAUGCAAUAAUUGCCAUUGACAACAACAACGCUGAUAAAGCAAGUUUAAGCGUGGAGCUUGAGGACCUAAGAGAAGGGCGUAAUGUUAUAUUUGGCAACGAGGCUUUGCAGUUGGACGAGAUUACAAUUGGUGAUAGGAACUUAACCCAAACAUCCACUAGUGGAACUUACAACGAGAAACUGUGUGAGGUAUUUACCACAAUCAGUCAGUGUCCAAGUGGACAGAUCUGUGUCGUAGAAAAUGGGUCCCCAAGAUGCAGAGACGAGAUAAAAGACAACCUGCCGUUGAUUCUAGGCCUCGGUUUGGGAGUUGUGCUACCGCUUCUGUUGGUUCUUAUCGCUAUUGCCAUCGUGAUGUACUCAAGAAGCCAGAAAAGGGACAGAAGACCUAAAGACAUUUACGUGCCUUGGCAAGAGUCAUUUCCGGCUACAAACCUCAAUGGAUUGUCCCGAGUAAGCUCGUCACACAUGAGCCGGCGUAACGAAGGCAGCGGAGGACGACGGAAACUCCCGAGAUAUGAUAUGAGCCAAUCAGAAGAAUUUCCAUACAGUCCGUACGGCCCAUACGAUAAUGCCGGAUUCUCAAAGUCAAUGCCCGCGCUAAUGGACCGUUACGAGAUGAAGUCGUUACACAUGAAGACCUUACCUAGAUAAAUAUGGUCUACAACUUGUUACAUAUCGAUCGUUCCUGCAUAUUUGCAUCGUUAAAUUGUUAUAAAAUCAGCUUUGCAAAGGAACUAUAGUUUGCUACAAAUCUACGGUCGAUCAUGUAUAUGUAUAAUAAUAGUUUGUAUAUCGGAUGUAUACAGAUUCAUGAUAAUUAUAUCACUCAGUUAACAAAACAAAAUGUAAGCAUGAAGUACUUUAAAAAGAAUACACAACGAGGUAUGCAACCUAUGUACGUCAUCAAACAAUGAAUUAAGAUAUUGACAUAAGUAAUUGGUUGUAACAACGAGAGAGUUAAAAGGUUAAUUUUCUAAAGAUGCUGGAUCUAAAGAACAUGUGUAGGUUCUCUUAGAUCUGCAGCCAGAUAUAGCACACUAAUUGUACAAUAUAUACCUAUUUGAAAUGCAGUGACAAACAAAACUUCAAUAUUUGUGUUCGAUAUCUCAAAGGCUCAUUAUAUACACUAGUGUAUAAUAUGUAUAUAUAUAUAUAGGCGUGCUCUAAACACUGAUAUAUAAUUUACUUAGCAUUGUAUCAGAUACUGAUCACUGUGAUCAGACCAAUUAGUUGAUUUUGUCAUUGCUUGAUUUAGUUGUCUGUCAAACAGAUAUCGUUGCUUUUAUUGACCAUACGUUGUAAAUAACAUGCAUGCAUAACUCAAGGCAUUAUUGGAUUUAACAUGAUUGUAUACAUAUUUCACUUGAAACAUAGGUAUAUAGCUUUACAUUUUUUGGCACAUUUUCACUUUAACCAUGCAUCAUUAUGUAUAUUAUUUUGUAUAUUAAAAAAUAAAUUUAUUAUACCAUG